AUGGCAAGCAGAUUCAUGGAGAUGCCCACAGUGAUGCAUUACAAGGCAGUAAAGCAGAUUCUUUUGUAUUUGAAGGGCACCAUGCAUUAUGGUAUUGUGUAUACUAGAGAAGGAGAAACAAAGGUGAUCACCGGCUACACAAAUAGCGAUCUGGCUGGUGACAUGGAUGACAGAAAGAGUAUUGGAGGUAUGACUUUCUAUAUUAAUGAUAGCCUGGUGUCAUGGAACUCGCAGAAGCAGAAAACGGUGGCUUUGUCUUCCUGUGAAGCUGAGUUUAUGGCGGCGACGGCGGCAGCAUGCCAAGCACUAUGGCUUAGAAGUCUGUUGGGAGAGCUGACAGGAGAAGAGCACAAAGCAGUCAAAUUAUUUGUUGAUAACAAAUCAGCGAUUGCUUUGAUGAAGAAUCCAGUGUUUUAUGGUCGCAGUAAACACAUUGACACCAAGUUUCAUUUUAUCCAUGAGUGCGUUGAAGAAUGCCAGAUUGAGGUAGAUUUCAUCUGCACAGAGGAGUAG
Phragmites australis (common reed) is the source of this 513-nucleotide messenger RNA. Its product is annotated as secreted RxLR effector protein 161-like. NCBI's taxonomy places the organism in Eukaryota, Viridiplantae, Streptophyta, Magnoliopsida, Poales, Poaceae. The record is from RefSeq and is a predicted model, not a curated record. The transcript has a single exon. Bases 1 to 513 code for a protein of 170 amino acids.